UGAAAGUGACCCGGAAACUGCCACACAGCAGCUGCUACCAUGGCCUUCGUGAACCCGCUGGAGAAGCUGCAGGAGGAGGCAAUUUGCUCCAUCUGCCUGGAGUACAUGAGUGACCCCGUGAGCAUAGACUGUGGGCACAACUUCUGCAGGGCAUGCAUCACGACCUACUGCCAGGACAAGGGGUUCGGGGCCAGAGGGCCCAUGUCCUGUCCUCAGUGCCGGGCGGCCUUUUGCAAGAGCAACAUCAGGCCCAACAGACAGCUGGCCAAUAUCGUGGAGACCAUCAAGCAGCUGGGGCUGCCGCCGGCCAAGAGGCAGCCAGAGGCGCUCUGCAGGAAACAUGAGGAGAAACUCAAGCUCUUCUGUGAAGAGGACGGGGAGGCCAUUUGUGUGGUGUGUCGCGAGUCCCUGGAACACCGGCCUCACACUGUCUACCCCAUUGAGGAGGCGGCCCAGGUGUACAAGAUCAAACUCCAGAAAUCCCUGGAACGCUUGUUGAAAGAGGUGGAUGAAAUUAAGAAACAUGAAAUGGUGGAGAGGACAAAAACCCAGGAAUGCAAGGAGAUAGUUAAAAAAAAGAGGGAGAGGAUUGUGAUUGAAUUUGGGAAGCUUCACCAGCUGCUGGCUGAGGAGGAGAAGCUGCUUCUUCAGAAGCUGGAACAGGAAGAGAAGAUAAUCCUGCAGAGAAUCAACGAAAACCUAACCAGACUUUUAGAGCUGAGAUCCUCUCUGGACAAGCUGAUCCUGGAGAUAAGGGAGAAGUUCCAGCAGUCAGCAGACGGGUUGCUCAAGGACACGAAAAGCACCUUGAGCAGGUGUGAAGCUGUGACAUUUCAGGCUCCAGAGGCUUGCUCCGUGGCACUGAAAGAGAAUUACAGCAUCCCAGAGCACUGUCUGGGCAUGAGGAACAUGCUGAAGAAAUUCAAAGAGGACGUGACGCUGGAUCCAGAGACGGCGCACCUCGAACUCAUCCUGUCCGACGACCGGAAGAGCGUGAGACGGGGCGGCAAGAAACUGAGCCUGUCUCUGUUUGACAACCCCAAGAGAUUUAACGCCUCCCCACUGGUCCUGGGGGUUCAGGCCUUCAGCACGGGGAGGCGCUACUGGGAAGUGCAGGUGGGAGACAAGACAGAGUGGGGCCUGGGGCUUUGCAGGGAGUCUGCCAGCAGGAAGGGGACUGUUGUCCUGUCCCCUCAAAAUGGCUACUGGGUGCUGCGGUUGCAGAGCGGAGGUAAAUACGAGGCCCUCACCUCCCCUCUGACCUCACUUCACCUGAGUGUGAGACCCAGGCGGGUUGGGAUUUUCCUGGACUACGAGGCUGGAGACAUCACAUUUUACAAUGUGACCGAUCGAGACCACAUCUACACAUUCACUGACCAGUUCUCUGGGCCUCUCCGGCCUCUCUUCUUUCCUGGUGCCUCCGCGGGUGGCAAAAAUGCCGAGCCGCUGGUGAUCUCCUGGGUCAGGGACACAGAAGGGAGUGGGUGCAUCCUUCUGUAACUGUCUGUCUGCAGGAGGUUUUUUCAUAGACUCUAGGACUAGAAGGGACCUCAAGAGGUCAUUGAGUCCAGUCCCCUGCCCUCAUGGCAGGACCAACUACUGUCUAGACCAUCCCUGAUAGACAUUUCUCUAACCUACUCUUAAAUAUCUCCAGAGAUGGAGAUUCCACAACCUCCCUAGGCAGUUUAUUCCAGUGUUUAACUACCCUGACAGUUAGGAACUUUUUCCUAAUGUCCAACCUAAAUCUCCCUUGCUGCAGUUUAAGCCCAUUGCUUCUUGUUCUAUCCUUAGAGGCUAAGGUGAACAAGCUUUCUCCCUCCUCCUGGUGACACCCUUUUAGAUACCUGAAAACUGCUAUCAUGUCCCCUCUCAGUCUUCUCUUUUCCAAACUAAAGAAUCCCAAUUCUUUCAGCCUUCCUUCAUAGGUCAUGUUCUCAUAGGUGUCGAUGCUGCCCCUUUAUCCCUUCCAUCAGCCCAGCGCCGGGGCAGAUGGGUAGAGGUAGGAGUGUAAAUAACCAGCUCUGAAGAGCUACUGUCCCAGCCCUUCAGAACGGGUCAGUUUCACUCUUGUUCUGAGCUCUGAGCAGAGCGGGGUGAAGGAGCUGGGUACCUGUUGGGGGCAGGGAUGGAAGAGCAGGCGCGUGGGGGCAGAGUUGCCGUAUCAGGGGAGAGCACAGCACA
This is a messenger RNA of Gopherus flavomarginatus (Mexican gopher tortoise), 2181 nucleotides long. Its product is annotated as E3 ubiquitin-protein ligase TRIM39-like. Gene Ontology annotation, molecular function: zinc ion binding; protein binding. The transcript has 6 exons. The coding region runs from base 40 to 1500 and encodes 486 amino acids. The record is from RefSeq and is a predicted model, not a curated record. Lineage: Eukaryota; Metazoa; Chordata; Testudines; Testudinidae.